AGUUGGGAUUGACUUUAGUCGCUGAUCAGGAUGCCCGCGUUCAAGCGACCGCAUCUCAAGGUCGACCAACCAGAGUCCGCUUUUGCGGAGGGAAACCAGCGGUGGACAAACAAAGAUCUUGACCCAGUUCCGCGACAUGCUCGCAAAUGGGGCGUGACAUCUUUCAUCGCCUACUGGGUGUCCGACGCCUUCAACGCAGCGACAUGGCAAUUUGCUGCGGGUAUCAUCUCCGUCGGACUGAGCUGGCGAGAAGCGAUUGGCAUCGUUGCGCUAGCCUUCUUCAUUGUGAGCUUCGUCAUUGCGCUGAAUGGAGCGAUCGGUGUCAUCCAUCAUGCGCCAUUUCCUGUGCUCGCGAGAGCCAGUUGGGGCUUUUGGGGUAGCUACAUUGCGAUUAUAAGUCGUGCUAUCCUGGCCAUCUUUUGGUUUGCGAUCCAGACGAUGAAUGGAGGAAAUACUGUGAGAGUUAUGCUGGGUGCCAUCUGGCCAAGCUUCUUAACUUUGGAAAACCAUAUCCCGGAGAGCCAGGGUAUUGACACAAAGUCCAUGAUUUCCUUCUUUCUCUUCUGGCUUAUCCAAGUUCCGUUCCUAGUCAUGCACCCGAACAAUCUCCGGUGGCUGUUCAUGGUGAAGAGCGUAGUGGUACCGAUAGCCUGGAUUGCAAUACUCGUUUGGGCAUUCGUAGCAACAGACGGUGGAGGUCAUUUGUUCGAUGAGAAGAGCAAGAUUCAAGGAAGUGCAUACAGCUGGGCAUUCCUCAGCAGCUUAACAAGUGUGAUUGGGAACUAUGCCACACUGAGCGUCAACCAGGCUGACUUCUCGCGCUAUUCAAGGGUAAGCGUAAAGUGGCAAAUCAUAUACGUGCCCUUCCUACCUAUCAUCUUCACCUUCAUUUCCUUCAUCGGAAUCGCCUCCGCCUCCGCCGGAGCUGAGCGUUAUGGUAUCCUAGAAUGGGACCCCAUGGCGCUCGUCUCGCAUUGGUCUUCUCGAUCCUGCCGCUUUUUCGCCGCCUUCUCUUUCGCACUCGCUGCUCUCGGCGUCAACAUCUCCGCCAACUCUCUAUCCGCCGCAAAUGAUCUCACCGCCCUUUUCCCGCAAUACGUCAACAUCCGCCGCGGACAGCUCCUCUGCGCUUUCCUCGCAUGGGCCCUCGUCCCCUGGAAGAUCUUGGCAUCUGCAGGCUCCUUUCUCAACUUCAUGUCCGCAUACGCCGUGUUCCUUGGUCCUAUCGCCGCCAUCAUGGUUUUCGACUUCUAUGUAAUUCAUCGCCGCCGGUACGACACGUUGGCAUUGUACCAACCCCAUGGCAUCUAUCGCUACUGGCAUGGCGUUAACUGGCGUGCGGUCGUGGCGUUUCUGGUAGGCGUCAUACCCAACAUGCCGGGUUUUAUCAACUCGAUCAAUCCUAAUAUCGACGUCGGAGUUGGCAACCGGCCAUACACUUUUGGGUGGCUAUUGGGUUUUGUGGGUACGAGCAUCGUGUAUGUAGCACUGAGUAAGGUGUGGACACCGAAGGAGACCCUAAUUGAGAGGUCGGUAAGCCCGGAUGAGAUCUAUGAUGCCCAAAGCAUGGAUGAAGGAAUAAGUGUCGGGAGUGGGAGUGGAGAGGAGGGGCUGCAGGCUACGGAGAAAGGGGGCUGGAAGGGAAAGCUGGAGAGGAUGCUGUGA
Molecule: messenger RNA, 1665 nt
Organism: Paraphaeosphaeria sporulosa
Lineage: Eukaryota; Fungi; Ascomycota; Dothideomycetes; Pleosporales; Didymosphaeriaceae
Product: uracil permease
Exons: 4
Coding region: 31-1665 (544 amino acids)
Biological process (GO): transmembrane transport; nucleobase transport
Cellular component (GO): plasma membrane
Molecular function (GO): nucleobase transmembrane transporter activity
Source: RefSeq, a predicted model, not a curated record